AUGGCGACUGUCAUCGUGCAGCAACAGCACUCGCUGAGCCAUUCUACCUCUCCUUCCCCUACCAUCGUCCACCGAUCAAGUCCAAUCCCCAACAAGCAUCUACCUGUGUGCCCCACGGGUCCAUCUCCCGCAGAGCUGGUCGCACCGGAAUCACCAGUACUGCGAUCGGGGGACCACGAUCAGGUUUCCUCAUUGCUCUAUCCCCCUUUCCGCUACCAUACAAUCUCCAGCCCACCAGGCUCUCGAGUGUAUGGCAUUGAUGCCCAAGCCUUGGCCGACGCGUUGGAAUAUCAGGCAUCGCAACCUCUACCCGACCCUACCAGCAUGUUCCCAUGGCUUCAUGGACUGAAUCCCGCCAACCACCUUCAGUUGGGAUUCUUCUCCAGUCGCAAGCGCACACAACGCAAGCCUCCAACCGCCUGGCGUGGAAUCACAAUUGUCAAGGUGGGGGGUGACCUCUCUAAGUCCCGUAUCAAGGGCGCUGUGGCGCCACAUGAGGUCAUUUCUUCGACGUCGCGUUUCUUGAUGGCCGACCCACCAGAGGGAUUCUCCGUCCGAAACUUUCAGAUUCAAACUGCCAAGUUGGCUCCGUUGUCAGAUAUCGUCGUCUAUGGCGAGGAUGGCAUCGAGCGCGACAAACUGCUGGCUGUAGCGGAUGAAUUUACAAUGGCACAAGCAGCCUGGCGGUUCAAGUUUGAUCCGUUGCAGGAUCGAAAGCCAUAUAAUACUUUCGUGCUCACGAGCAGCUUUUCUGAAUUUGAGCAAAAAUGUCCUUUUUGGGUCGGCGUGGAUUCGAAGGGCGAACUUACCCCUCACUCCAUGGAUUUCAGCCAAUGGGAAAGACGUGAAAUGUCUGAAAUGUCCGCCGCCUCCGAAAUCUCACAGAAUAUUUGGCUCGGCCCAACUCCCGAUUACAUCAUGCGACCAGGCGAAUUUCCUGUACCCAGUCCGAAUCCAUUUGACCUGUUGAUCGAAGCAAGCGAUCUAGCAAGCAUGCCGGGACCUCGCUACCUAGCGCUUGUUGACCAGAAGCUCGAGUCAGGUCCCCAACAUAUUGAGUUCCCCUCGUCUGGAUCUGUGGUGCUUCCGUCUGGUAAUAAUCGGGAAGUGGAAGAUAUGGUCAACACCCUUCGAUGGUUGUAUUACCUGGCUCACCCUGAGCCUACCGAGGUGACUGACAACCAAGGUGAUAUUGAAAUGCGAGAGAACAAAAAACCUUGUCGGGUGUUGAUCCACUGUGCCGAUGGCUAUACCGAGUCUUCAUUGCUUGCAGUCGCUUACUUCAUGUUUGCUGAAGGUGUUCCAAUCCAUGACGCGUGGCUCAAGCUGCACUGCCAGAAAAAGCGAAACUUCUUCGCCUACCCGACUGAUGUCGCGUAUCUCACCCAUAUUCAGACACGUCUCUUGCAAGAAAGCCCCAUGACCAAGCUAGGGCAGUCCAUGGACCUGACAGAUCCAGAUUGGUUCCUGCAGAUGGAUGGCUCUUUGCCUAGUCGCAUUUUGCCGUACAUGUAUUUGGGAAAUCUCAACCAUGCCAAUAAUGUUGGAUUAUUAUGGGAACUAGGAAUUCGACGAGUCCUAAGCAUAGGCGAGGUUGUAUCAUGGACCCAAGAUGAACGCGACAAGUGGGGCGAGAACAAUUUGAUGUACAUCAACAAUGUUCAAGACAAUGGAAUCGAUCCAUUGUGUCAAGAGUAUGCAAAAUGCUUAGAGUUUAUUGAGAAAGGAAAGAAUGAGGGCACAGCAACUCUGGUUCACUGCCGUGUCGGUGUGUCUCGUUCUGCCAGUAUUUGCAUUGCACAUGUCAUGGCGGAGAAAGGUCUUACCUUCCCUAAUGCAUACUGCUUUGUCCGCGCUAGACGCCUGAAUGUUAUCAUUCAACCUCAUUUGCGCUUUGUCUACGAGCUUCUUCAAUGGGAGGAAUUUCAAAACAAGAAACGCAAUAUUCCCAAAACUCGAGCAGCAGAGUGGGCAACUGUCUGCCGUGAAAUUGCACUUCUGAAUAAGCCCUACUCGCGACACUAG
Molecule: messenger RNA, 2025 nt
Organism: Penicillium odoratum
Lineage: Eukaryota; Fungi; Ascomycota; Eurotiomycetes; Eurotiales; Aspergillaceae
Gene: pps1
Product: tyrosine/serine/threonine protein phosphatase PPS1
Exons: 5
Coding region: 1-2025 (674 amino acids)
Biological process (GO): protein dephosphorylation; nuclear DNA replication
Molecular function (GO): protein tyrosine/serine/threonine phosphatase activity
Source: RefSeq, a predicted model, not a curated record